UCUUUCCUUCAUGCUUGCUCUGUUGCUCUGCUCUUAUUAUAGGUGUUCUUGAAAAAACAGUGGAGGGAGAAGCCAAUGCCUUCACCAAGGCCAAAACCCUUUACAAGUCAUGUACCAAUGAGAGUUUAAUUGAGCUCAGAGGAGGGGCUCCUUUGCUCGACAUGCUCCCAGAUGUGUUUGAGUGGCCCAUAGCUGUGGACAACUGGGAAAUCAACUAUGGUAAACUAUGGAGGCUGGAGGACGUCAUUGCCAAGCUAAACGAAAAAUAUGGAACUCAACUCUUGGUGAACUUUUUUGUCAGCACCGAUGACAGGGACUCCAAUUCACACAUCAUUCAUUUUGACCAGCAGUCAACCCUUGGUCUCUUGUCCAGAGAUUACUAUGCCUGCACUGGACCCUAUGCAGAGGUAGAUCUAAA
This is a messenger RNA of Monopterus albus (swamp eel), 418 nucleotides long. RefSeq names its product neprilysin-like. The annotation marks the transcript as partial. NCBI's taxonomy places the organism in Eukaryota, Metazoa, Chordata, Actinopteri, Synbranchiformes, Synbranchidae. Gene Ontology annotation, biological process: proteolysis. The transcript has 4 exons. The record is from RefSeq and is a predicted model, not a curated record.